Molecule: messenger RNA, 2358 nt
Organism: Panicum virgatum (switchgrass)
Lineage: Eukaryota; Viridiplantae; Streptophyta; Magnoliopsida; Poales; Poaceae
Product: DEMETER-like protein 2
Exons: 13
Coding region: 202-1878 (558 amino acids)
Biological process (GO): base-excision repair
Molecular function (GO): DNA demethylase activity; 4 iron, 4 sulfur cluster binding; DNA N-glycosylase activity
Source: RefSeq, a predicted model, not a curated record
GGAAGUUCGAUGAUCCAUGGAAGGGAACGGUAGUUACUUCCGUAGUCGGCACAUUCCUCACACAAAAUGUUACUGACCAGAUGUCAAGGUAAAGUAAAAGGAACCAGAGCUAUCCAUCUCAGAUUCUAAUGUAGUUUUGGCUUGGAAUUGUUUGGACAGUCCUGUAACCAUGCAUCUCCCUGAAUCUGCAGCAACGCUUUCAUGAACCUGGCGGCGAAGUUCUCGUUGUCAAAGAACAGAAGCAAUGUCGUCGAGCGAAGCACAACUGUACCUUUGGCAAUAACAGAUGGCCGUGAUUUAGGAGAGCCUGAACCUGGCGAUGCCGGCUGUGAUGAUGAACUCGGUAUACGUAACAGCCGCGAUCAGGGCAUCGAGGAGCUCAUCGCAUCGCUUAGGACAGGAGAGGUAUCGAACUGGGGCAAGGAGCGCAUCAGGAAGGUGUUGCGCGACAGGUUCGAGCACUCGACGGCUGCCAAAAUUUACAAUGACAUUGCUUCUGUCGGAGAUACAUCUCACUGGAAUUCUCUGCUGAAAGAAGCCUACGCCAAUGGGUACCGGAAGGAAGAUACUGUCGAAACGGUCGAUUGGGAGGCUCUACUGCAUGCACCGUUUGCUGAAAUUGCAGGGUGCAUCAGGGACCGCGGCAAUCAAUCCCAGAUGGCAUUGAGAAUACUGGCUUUUCUAAUUCGUAUCAAGAGAGACCAUGGAAGCAUUGAUCUGGAGUGGCUUAGAUACGUCCCCCGUGCAAAGGCAAAGAGGUACCUACGGAGUAUAAAUGGUCUUGGAGCAAAAAGUGUUGACUGUAUCCGUCUCUUGUCGCUGAGACACAGAGCCUUCCCGGUUGAUACAAAUGUAGCUCGCAUAGUGACAAGGCUAGGAUGGGUCGAACUUCAACCUUUAGCUGAUUCUCAAGAGUUCCAUUUGGUGAACACAUAUCCUGUCAUGUCUGACAUUCAAAAGUAUCUUGAGCCCUUAUUGUGCAAGAUUCCUGCAGAAGAAGUGUAUGAACUACAUUGUCAACAGAUAACAUUUGGAAAGUCAAUAUGCACCAAACGACGACCAAAUUGUGGUGCCUGUCCAUUUACUACAGAAUGCAAGUACUUCCAGAGUCAAGUUUCAAGAGCCAUGCAUGCACUCCCAGAGUAUAGUCAGCAGCAUGAAAGAGAGCAAACAAACAUGGACGAAAGCAGAAGAUAUACUCUAGUUGCUAGACCAAAUCCUGAACAGAUGCAUCAGUACCAAAUUGAAAUGGGAAAAGAUACAGAAAUGCAUUGCAAUGAGCCUAUUAUCGAGAUGCCACCAACUCCACCAUAUGAAGAUCCAGGAGCACAAAGUGACGAAGAAAUUUUUGAAAGAUUAAGUGACGAAGAAUUUGAACAACAGUUUCAUGACGAUGAUAUAGAAGAUAUUGGUUAUGAUGAUGUGAUAGAUCUUCGACCAAUUAAACCAACAGUGAAUGCAGCGAUAAGUUCAGCACAUGGAAAGGAGAUUGUUCCAAUCCAACCACAAGCCAGCCCAACUCCAAUGAUUAAGAGAUACCGUCUACGAACAGAGUGUACCGCUUACGAGAUCCCAGAUGGGCAUGAAAUUUUGGACAAGUUUGACCCGAGGGUUCCUGGUGAUUGCAAUGUAUACCUCUUAAUAAUUCGUAGUCGUUUGGAUGAACGUACUGUGACCGCUACAAUUCUGAUACCUUGCCGGACGGCAAAUAGAGGAGUAUUCCCAUUGGAUGGUACAUACUAUCAACAUAAUGAGGUUUUCGCAGAUCAUUUGUCUAGCCGUUCACCUAUAGAAAUAAAAACAAGUAUUUGGGCUUUUAAGCAGUGUACCGUGUAUUUUGGUACCUCAAUACACUCCGUCACAAGAGGUAUCUUGUGAUCAUACUUAGAUAUGAAUGUGCCGAACUGUCCCAACAAAAAGCACUACUCACAUUGCAUCAUUUUGUUCAGGUCAAACCCUACAAGGAAUUCAACAUUUCUACUAUGAAGGGUACAUAUGUAAUAGAGAAUUUGACCGCCGAACCAGGCGCCCAAAAGUAUUAUCUCCUCAAAUACACGCCACCAAUGUAAAAGGGAGCGGCAGGAAGAGGUCCAAGACUAAAUUCAAGCCUGCGUCCGGAGGAAGGUAAUGACAAAGAUGGAGCUCAAUCCAGUUAAAAUGCUGCCACCGGGAUGACUGUGCCACUGGAGAACCGAGCAAGUAGGAAUAUUAGCUGAUUUUUAUUUAAAUUUAGGACUUGUAAUCCAAGAUGGCAUGAUUGCAAUUGCAAAUGUUCCAAUGGAAUUGCAUCUUUUCCUAGCUAGGAGCUAUAAAAUCUUAAAAAAAAAAUCUGAAAUGGAAUUAUGCACGCACAACUCA